UCACUUCCCCCACAUGUCCCCUUCCCCCUUCUCCUCCUUGAAAUUCCCAACACCACCCACACUCACUCUCUCUCUCUAAAACCCUUCGUCUUCCUGACUCUGCUUCACUCUCGUUUUGGUCUCUGCUCGAACACGCCCACGAUGAAGCUCUUUCUCUUCCUCGCCAUUGCGUCCCUCCUCGCCGCCGCACACGGCCCCGCCCCGUCAGCAGCUGCCCACCACCACGAGCCUGCCCCGGCGCCUGCGGUGGACUGCUCGUCCCUCAUCCUGAACAUGGCCGACUGCCUGUCCUUCGUUAGCAACGGGAGCACCUCCACCAAGCCGGAGGGGACCUGCUGCUCCGGGCUCAAGACCGUCCUCAGGACCCAAGCCGAGUGCCUCUGCGAGGCCUUCAAGAGCAGCGCCCAGCUGGGGUUCGUCCUCAACGUCUCCAAGGCCCUCACCCUCCCCUCCGCGUGCAAGCUCUCCGCCCCUUCCGUCGCUACCUGCGCCAUGUCACAGAGCCCAGCUGCCGCUCCAGGUCCAUCUCCAACAGCCGGAGGGGCGCUAUCCCCAACCGGGGGGAACAUGAUGGCGCCUGUCCCGACUCCCGGGAAUGCCGCCCCUGUCGGUCGCGCCAUAUCACUAGGCUGGUUGAUCUCGGGCAUCGCCCUCGGGCUGAUCCUGACUGUGGACAAGAUGUGAGCUCGCUGUCAGCAUUUUGCUGCCAAAGUGAAUUAGAGCAGAGGGAGAUGCAUGUCGCUAUUAGGUUGAUGAUGAUAUGAUGUAAUGAAACCGGAGACUUAUGUACUGAGACCAUUGGACUGGACCAUUUCCAUAUAUCUCAUUGAUGGCCGAUUUUCAGAAGGUUUCCGAGA
Molecule: messenger RNA, 857 nt
Organism: Punica granatum (pomegranate)
Lineage: Eukaryota; Viridiplantae; Streptophyta; Magnoliopsida; Myrtales; Lythraceae
Source: RefSeq, a predicted model, not a curated record